Molecule: messenger RNA, 390 nt
Organism: Mycosarcoma maydis (corn smut)
Lineage: Eukaryota; Fungi; Basidiomycota; Ustilaginomycetes; Ustilaginales
Product: putative pyruvate transmembrane transporter
Exons: 2
Coding region: 1-390 (129 amino acids)
Biological process (GO): pyruvate import into mitochondria
Cellular component (GO): mitochondrial inner membrane
Molecular function (GO): pyruvate transmembrane transporter activity
Source: RefSeq, a predicted model, not a curated record
AUGGCGUCUGCAGCAGGAUCCAAAUUCCAGGCGUUUAUGAACCACCCUGCGGGUCCCAAGACUGUGUUUUUCUGGGCCCCACUCAUGAAGUGGUGUUUGGUAGCUGCCGGGCUAAAAGAUCUAUCUCGACCAGCAGACAAGAUCUCGGUCUCUCAAAACGUUGCGCUCGCCGCAACGGGUAUGAUCUGGGUGCGUUACUCGCUCGUCAUCACACCGGUUAACUAUUCGCUCGCCGCUGUCAACUUCUUCGUUGGCUGCUCUGGUCUCGCUCAGCUCUACAGAGUGUGGGACUUCCGUCGACAACAUCCUGUUCAAGCUGCUGUUGCUGACAAAAAGAACGAGGUGGAGAACAAGAUCACCAAAGAGACUCUGCCGAUGACGUCAAAGUAG